Messenger RNA from Lichtheimia ornata, 1323 nucleotides. RefSeq lists its product as uncharacterized. Bases 1 to 1323 code for a protein of 440 amino acids. Lineage: Eukaryota; Fungi; Mucoromycota; Mucoromycetes; Mucorales; Lichtheimiaceae. The transcript has 8 exons. Gene Ontology annotation, cellular component: pyruvate dehydrogenase complex. The record is from RefSeq and is a predicted model, not a curated record. Gene Ontology annotation, biological process: pyruvate decarboxylation to acetyl-CoA. Gene Ontology annotation, molecular function: dihydrolipoyllysine-residue acetyltransferase activity.
AUGCAUCGGUUCAUUGCACGCUUGCCUUCUACCAAAACAUGUGCCGCUGGCUUUCACUCGGCCGCUUCGCGUGCAGCCAUCAGCCGUUUCAACAUGCCUGCCAUGAGUCCCACAAUGACUGAGGGCACUAUUCACCAAUGGAAAGUCAAAGAAGGUGAAAGCUUCUCUGCUGGUGAUAUCCUUCUCGAACUCGAAACCGAUAAAGCUCAAAUUGAUGUCGACGCUCCUGAGGAUGGUAUUCUUGCAAAGAUCAUUUUGAAAGAUGGCGAGAAGGCUGCUGUCAAUCAACCCAUUGCACUUUUGGCCGAGGAAGGUGACGAUAUCUCGAAUGUUGAAAUGCCUGCUGAAGAGUCAUCAUCCGCUCCUGAACAACCAAAGGCUGAAGAGCCCAAGCCAGCAGCAGCAGCAGCAGUACCACCUACACCAUCAACCCCCAUGGAUCAUCAUGAACUCGAUACCAGCAAAUUGAAGAAGCCACUUUCUCCUGCUGUUAUCUCGCUUGUACUUAAGCAUCACAUCAAAGAUCUUGGCGCCAUCAAAGCAUCCGGUCCCGGUGGUCGUAUCUUGAAGGGUGAUGUCCUUGCUCAUCUUGGAUUGAUUCCGUACAAACCUGCUCCUCCUUUCAGAACUUCCAUUGCUCCUCCCAGAGAAGAAAUUGUGUUCGCCAAGCCUGCAGCCAAGGAGGGUGCUGCUGCCCCCAAGGAAGAAAAGCCUCUUCCUAACUUCAUCAGCAAGACUGUGGCAGUGGAUGAUUUGUUGGCAUUGCGUCGUGCUUUGAAUGAAUCAAACCGUACCAAUGUCAGCGUAAACGACUUUAUUGCCAAGGCAGCAACUCGUGCUCUUCAAGAUGUCGUUAGCUCUCCCAAGGUCUCUUCCUCCCCCUCAAAGGGUAUUGUGUACAACACCGAUGCUUCCUCCUUCUCAGAUGCCUAUAAGGGUGGAUCCUUCAAGAUCUUCCACUUGUCCCCUCCUACUUACGACUUCAUUACUGAUUCCUACGAAACCUCCAAGCCUUACGAAUUGAAUGUGAGCGCUAGCCAACGUGUUGAAAGCGGACAAGCACCCAAAUCGCAGGACGAAGAGAUGGUUGAUCUUAUUGGUUUCCUUGGUGGAGAGGCACCAAAGAAGGAGGCUCCACGAGCAAUUGGUUUAACAACAAAGAACGCUCAAAUUGAUUUCAGUGCACAACCAAAGGUUUCCCACCAAGUUGAAAUCAAGUUGCAAGACAGCGUCCCUGGCAAGAUCUUGAAUGACCAAAAGGCAGCCACUUUCCUCGACCGUGUAGAAUAUUAUGUUAGAAAUCCUAGCGAAUUGACCGCUUGA